AUGAAUGAGUGGGUGGCCCCUGACAUGGAUGCGGUGGGACCACUACAAAUCCCAUCCACUGAUGAAUUUACCAUCUCAGAAAGCUCCCAUUUGUUUGAUAUUCUAGCAGAUCAGAGCAAUCCUCUGCUACAAGACCCUGACAUGUUAUCCUUCACCAGCUACCCAGGCAUGCAGUAUUCGAACAUGGAGUCUUCUGUGCCCACGCCAUAUUACUGCAGUCAAAACUACUAUCCCCAGUACAGUGGAGAGGAAUGGUACUCCCACACUGGGCUGUAUGAACUACGAAAAACAACACUGGAAGUUAACUAUGAUGGGGAUAGGGAAGAGGUCUCCACUGUCAUGCCGGCUGUUUGCAAGCGGGCCAGGCACAUUUCACAGAAUGGACGCAUCAAAGGGGAGGAGCUUUGUGUUGUGUGUGGAGACAAGGCUUCAGGUUAUCACUACAACGCUCUUACUUGUGAGGGCUGCAAAGGUUUUUUCAGACGGAGCAUAACAAAGAAUGCCGUGUACAAGUGCAAAAGUGGAGGAAAUUGUGAGAUGGACAUGUAUAUGCGAAGGAAAUGCCAAGAAUGUCGACUCAGGAAGUGCAAAGAGAUGGGCAUGUUGGCAGAGUGUUUACUGACAGAGAUCCAAUGCAAAUCUAAAAGGCUGCGGAAAAACACCAAGGCCUCUCCAAGGCAAUCAACUGGAGAUGAGACUGAGGGGGCCGACAGCAAACAAGUCACAUCGACCACCAAACUGUCAAGGGAAAAAAUAACAAAAGAGCAGCAAGCACUUUUGAAAGCUAUUGUAGAUGCAUACAACAGACAUCAAAUCCCGCAGGAAGUGACCAAAAAACUGCUACAAGAAGAAUACAGUGCUGAGGAAAAUUUCCUCCUCCUGACAGAAAUGGCAACAAGUCAAGUCCAAGUUCUGGUGGAGUUUACAAAAAACAUCCCAGGCUUUGUGUCCCUGGAUCACGAAGAUCAGAUUGCUCUGCUUAAAGGUUCAGCAGUCGAAGCCAUGUUUCUGCGCUCGGCUCAGGUUUUUAGCCGAAAGAUGCCCAGCGGACACACUGAAGUCUUGGAAGAGAGGAUACGUAAAAGUGGCAUUUCAAAGGAGUUCAUUACACCAAUGUUUAAUUUUUACAAAAGCAUUGGUGAACUCCAUAUGUUGCAAGAGGAGCAGGCCCUCCUCACUGCCAUAACCAUAAUGACACCAGAUCGCCCUUACGUAAAGGAUCAAGAGGCUGUAGAGAACCUGCAGGAACCCAUGCUGGAAGUGCUAAGGAAGCUGUGCGUUUUGCAACAUCCCCAAGAGCCUCAAUACUUUGCACGUCUGCUGGGCCGACUAACUGAGUUGAGAACGCUCAACCACUAUCACGCAGAAAUGCUAACGUCGUGGAGGAUGAACGAUCACAAAUUCACACCAUUACUUUGCGAGAUCUGGGAUGUGCAGUGA
Molecule: messenger RNA, 1440 nt
Organism: Nerophis lumbriciformis (worm pipefish)
Lineage: Eukaryota; Metazoa; Chordata; Actinopteri; Syngnathiformes; Syngnathidae
Source: RefSeq, a predicted model, not a curated record